Messenger RNA from Hyposmocoma kahamanoa, 2036 nucleotides. RefSeq lists its product as uncharacterized. The record is from RefSeq and is a predicted model, not a curated record. NCBI's taxonomy places the organism in Eukaryota, Metazoa, Arthropoda, Insecta, Lepidoptera, Cosmopterigidae. The transcript has 8 exons. Bases 187 to 1248 code for a protein of 353 amino acids.
UUAUAACGUAUUUAGUUGUUUAUAAUAUAUUUAUGAACGUGACGACUUUGCCAAGUGUAAGUAUAUAUAAUUGUAUUUUACAAUGACAGGUUACGCUAUACCUAAUUAUUACAGAAGGCGACUAGCGGAUAAAAAGCAUUUCCUUGUGUAUUAAGUAUAUUGCUGCCGAGUUCGCUAAACUGCCAAAUGUGUCGAUUAUUGCUGUUCGUUGGAUUUAUUCAGGUUCCAUGGCAAUUUUCUGGAAAAGGCGAGCCGGUACUUCAAGCGCUGGCUCGGCUAGACGAAGAAAUAGCCAGUAGCGAGAAGUCCCACCCUGCUGCCAGGCUUGCGGUCGUUACUGCUGAGAUGGAUGUCAUACAACAGGAAAUCAAGACUUUCGAGGAAGUCACAACAAGCGAACGAAUAAAUAAAGAUACUUACGCCAAGACACUCCAUCAGUUAUUCAUAAGUUUGGAUCUUUAUCGACGACCGAUGUUGGCUGCCGAAAAUGAAGAUUUCGUUGCGAAUGUCAAUAGAAAGCAAAUGCGCCAAUUGGAGUUAAGCUGGCUUCGCACACGGUACGGUGAACUGCAGCGCGAGCGUCGAGUGUUGCACGCGCAGAUGUUGCGCACGCGCUCCCUGUACACUCAAUUGCAACAGUUACUCGAUCGAAUUUGGGGUAGUGCACCUCGUCCAGGAACGCCCACUGAGGGCGCUCUCACCCGCGCAGGAGCGCUUCGCGACGCACUGGCUUCAGUAAGUGCGAAAUUACGUGCCGCUGCGGUAUAUGCACACGCUGCAGCCCGACUUGUUGAUGAUGCACUACCUGCGUGGAAGCUUAUUUCCGUUGGCAAAAGCGGCUGGGAGCGCACGGCAGCGUGUGCGGACGCCUGUCAACUACUUGUGCGCGCUCGCUGUGUAGAGCGGGGCGCUCGACGCGUGCUAUCCGCGCCUGCGGCUCCCCGUGCCGCGCGAACUCUACGUCUCGCGCUCGACUACGCGUUCACCGACGCCAUGCACGACCACAAGUACCAACGCGCGACAGAAGUCUUUGUGCAAUUCAAGGAAGCUCUUGUACAACUAAUCAGUUCGAUUCAUCAGGUGCUGCUGAACAAUCUUGAGAACUUGGCGGUAGCUGAGAAAGACGUGACGAAGUGCCGGCGGGAGCUGCGUGCGGCGCGGGUCAACGGGAUCAUGCAACAGGGACUCGCCGGGUUGCGCUACGAAUCGCGUGUGCUCACUAGUCUCAAAAGUGUCACAUUUACAUAGAAUGGUUAUAGAGGUUGUAGUAACGUUACCAGUCAACACUAAAAAAAAACUUACAAUCUUUUUAAACCUGAUUACAUUGAGUGUUAAUAGUCUGUAUCCGGGCUUUGAGUUUACCUACAGAUAAUAAUGUUGACAAAAGUCCAAUAAAUCUCAAUAGCGCCUUUGCCUACUGCGUCCGAUCCGUAUCCGUUUCGGAUCCGAGAAAAUCUAGAAAACUUGGACCGACAGAGGAUGUCGUUUGUGCACUAAGUCCCAUACGAAUCCGAGAAAAUACCCCUCAUUCCCACUAGUACCACCGACAAGUACCCCUGUGGUACUAGGGACAUUUUAUUCCUCACUAGUACCACCACCUGAAAUGAUAAUUCACGGUAGUACUAGUGACAAAUUUAUGUAACACUAGUUUUUGUGAAAAUACGAUUAUCGCUUGUACACCUUGAGAUUAUCACUAACUAUUUGUCCUUUCCAUCUCCGUCAACUUUGACAGUGUUAGUACAUAUGAAGACGCAGAAAAAAUCAAAAGUUUUGAAUACAAUUUUCCUGCCUGUACCUGCUGAACUGACUUUUCAGGCAAUUUUUAUUUAUUUAUAAAAGUGAUUACUGAAUAAUUACUUCAGUCCGCGAAAAUAAUGUUCCGAACUAAAGGUAUUUUCGAGUUCGGAAGACAGAAUUCGGAUUCAGUACACAAUCCAUCAUAUAAAUAAUGCUACGACUAUUUCGGACUGUUAUUUUUCGGAUUCGCGACGACACGGAUCGCACGUAGUGCGCAAACGCUUUUACCGUCAUUUACC